GCGAGCGCAGGCGGACUAACUCUUGCUGCCGGCCACCUGUUGAGGCGGGUGUACGCAGGCGCUUAAUUAUGUCUGUCUUUCCCAAAGAGUUCAUUUAAGCCAAGCUGGACCUGCCUGGGGGACUCCACCUCGGAGCCUCCCGAGGAGCGAAGGCAAAAAGCAGCAGAGAGAACUUUUCCGAGGUGGGGACCGCGGUCGGGCUGGUCUGAUCCGCUCCGCUCCCUGCCCGCGGCCGCCCCGCCCCUCGCUCCGGCUGCCGCCCCCUCCGGGCAGCCCCGCGGAGGCAAUUAUAAGCUGAACCGGGGAGGGGAACAAGAAAUCCCCCCACCCCUCCUUUCUCUAAGGAAAGGACAUCCCCGGGGAGCUCAGUCUCCCAGAGCAGCAGGUGGGCGGCCGCCAGCGCGGGAAGGCGCGGAGGCUCCGCCGCUCCGCGGGGAGGGUCCGGGGAGCAGCGGGGGCGGCUGGGGGGUGCUUCCCCCCCUCCCCACCCCCCCUCCCCGCGCCGGCGGCGGGGGCGUCGAGCCCCGCGACCCGCCGGGCGGAGCGCGUUGCCUGCGCGGGGGCGGCCGGGGCUGCGGCGCCGCCUCCGCGCCCGCCAGCGCAGGCUGCGCCCCUGCGAGCGGCGGGUCACCCUGCGCGACGGCACCCUCUUCCCUUCCAUCUCUCCCUCCCUCCAUCCCUCCCCGCCGGCGCUGGCGGGGGGCGGCCGCCCCUGGCUGGCCGCGGUCCGCGGUGCCGGGGAGCGGCGGCUCCGCUUUCCGCCCGCGGAAACUUUGGCCGGUGCCUAAAGGGGGAAGAUGGAGCCGGGGGAGCCCGCGGCGGCGCCCUUCAACCGGUCCCGGGCUGGCGCAGAGCCGCCCCGCGGGGAGUUCAACCUCUCCGGGCUGCCGGAGGCGGAGGGGAAGCCCCUCUUCGGCAUCGGCAUCGAGAACUUCAUCACCUUGAUCGUCUUCGGCUUGAUCUUCACCCUGGGGGUGCUGGGCAACUCGCUGGUGAUCACGGUGCUGGCAAGGAGCAAGCCAGGCAAGCGCCGCAGCACCACCAACAUCUUCAUCCUCAACCUGAGCAUCGCUGACCUGGCCUACCUGCUCUUCUGCAUCCCCUUCCAGUCCACGGUCUACGUGCUCCCCACCUGGGUGCUGGGCGCCUUCAUCUGCAAGUUCAUCCACUACUUCUUCACCGUCUCCAUGCUGGUGAGCAUCUUCACACUCUCGGCCAUGUCGGUGGACCGCUAUGUGGCCAUUGUGCACUCCCGACGCUCUUCGGCCUUACGUGUUUCCCGCAACGCGCUGCUGUGUGUGGGGCUCAUCUGGGCACUCUCCUUCGCCAUGGCCUCACCUGUAGCACACCACCAGAGCCUCUUCCACCGUGACGCCAGCAACCAGACCUUUUGCUGGGGGCACUGGCCCAACCUACGCCACAAGAAGGCCUACGUGGUUUGCACGUUUGUCUUCGGAUAUCUGCUUCCGCUGCUGCUCAUCUCCUUCUGCUAUGCCAAGGUUCUCAAUCAUCUGCAUAAGAAGUUGCGAAACAUGUCAAAGAAGUCAGAAGCAUCCAAGAAAAAGACAGCACAGACUGUGUUGGUGGUGGUAGUGGUUUUUGGCAUCUCCUGGCUGCCGCACCACGUGAUUCAUCUCUGGGCUGAAUUUGGAGCUUUCCCACUGACUCAAGCCUCCUUUCUCUUCAGAAUAACUGCACACUGCCUGGCUUACAGCAAUUCUUCCGUGAACCCGAUUAUAUACGCGUUUCUCUCUGAAAACUUUAGGAAGGCCUACAAGCAAGUCUUCAAAUGCCAGAUAGGUAACGACUCACCUCUGAAUGACGCUAAGGAAAAUAAAAGCCGGAUAGAUACACCACCAUCUACCAACUGUACGCACGUGUGAACUUUGAAAAGUCCUGCAUGUUGGCUCUUCAUUCGUGUGAACCAAACGUCUAGAAAACAAAGCACAAUGAGCUUUAUCCUGGUUUGUCUUGAUAAAGCUAAUUGGUAUUUAACGUACUGAAGUUGCGUUCUGCUGUAGCAAGUUUGUGAAACUGGUAUGAAAGAAAACUGGGCUGAUCAUUUGCAUCUUAGAUGGCUGUGUCAAUGAAGGUGUUGGACCUUUAGAAGAUAGUUGAGGAAAAAUGUUGGAGAUGAUAUUUGUAUCAUCUGGGUAUCUGUAGGAUAUCUGUAUUCCUACUCAGUAAGCAUACAGUGUGUAAACAUUCAAAUAUAACAUAUAAGAAGGAAAUGUUGAUAUGGACAAGUAACUUUCUGACAUCUUACUCCAUCAAAGUGAAGAGAUGGCUGAAUUUUCUGUCUUAGAGAUAAUAAAUGCCAUACUACAAAUUCAGGGAGGAAAACUUUUUUUCUCUCUUCAGAUUGUUUUUUCUCUUUUUAAAGUAAAGGCGGGCUCUGAUUUGGCGUUGAAAUAGAGAGGAAAUGCUAAUUUUAUCUAUGUAGCUGUCUUUUUAAUGUAACAUACUGAGUAAUGAUGGACUUUUUUCCACUUCAUAUGCCUGCCUUACUGUAUACACGUAACUUUUGUGUACGUUAUAUAAGGUUUUGUUUAUGGCCUGUAUGUAAUUGUACCAAAAUGAGGAUUUGUGUCUACCUGAGUGAAACUUUUCUUCAUGUGUUGCAUGUGCAUGUAUGUGUAUGUUUUGUUAACUUUAUAGACUUUGAGAUGGAGAUACAGUUUUAAAUGUGCAAUAUGUACAUAUGUUUUAUAAUAUUAUGUUCCAUAAAACAACUCCGGGCAAUGCGUAAGUGUUUAAAAAUAGCAUUGCCUUAACAGUUGUUGGAGGGGCUUGGUAUCAUGUGUCUCUAAAUCGGAAAAAAAAUGCAUUUAUAUUAUAAAGUAUGUAAGGUAAAUGGUCCAAUUCUGAAAAUUGGUAAGUAACGUGAGUAGUUUCAGCAAUUUUAUAGAAGUACUUAAUAUGUCUUUAAGCAGUAAACCACUAAAGAAAUAGCAGAAGGGUGCUCAGUCCUUUGGGAAAAUUCUUGUUAGCUAGAGUAAGAUAUGCUUUUACCUUAUUUAUUAAUCACUCAUAAACUCACAGAGUAAAUUAAGACGAAAGAACCUCUGGACAUCCUCUCAAAGCAGGGCUACCCUCAGAGUUGGAUCGCUUCCUUGUCUAGGCAAAUUUUGAAAAUUUCCAAGGUUGACAAUUCAGCAAUAUUUUUGGGCAAACUUUGCUAGGGCCUAAUCACCCUCGCUAAAAUAUUUUUUCUUAACCCCAGUUGGGAUUUCCCUUGAUGUAGCUCAUGACUAUUGCCUUCUGUCCUUUCAAGGUACACUUGGGCCUUGUCUCUAACUAAUACGUAAUUUAAGAUGGCAAUUAAAUUUCCCCCAGCUUUCUCUCCUGAAACAAUGCCUCACUCUCAGUCUCUCCUCAUCUGUUGUGCUCCAGCUCCCCGGCCAGAUUAGUGGCCUUCCACUGGCCUUCUUCCAGCAUAUCCAUCCCUCUCAUGAACUGGAGUGUUCCAGACUGAACAGUGUGUUCCAGAUGUGGCCUUACGAGCACUGAGGAGACUAAUUGCUUCCCUUGACCCCUUGGCUGAUUCUUGCUAUUACAGCCCAGUAUUACAGUAAUUUAUUGCUGCAAGGGUAGACUGCUGACUCAUAUUUAAUUUCUGCCCUUGUGUCAUAGAAUCAUAGACUAGUUUGGGUUGGAAGGAACCUUUAAAGGUCAUCUAGUCCAACAGAAUUACACUGAGUCCCAAUCCAAAUUUCAGGACUUUGCUUUUGGCUUUGUUGAGCUUCAUGCGUUUGAUAGCUGUUACUUCCAUUCUUCUGGCUUAUCAAGGCCCUUCUGAAAGGUAGCCCUGCUCUCCAGCAUAUCCACCACUCCCCCAGGUUUGAUAUCAUGUGCAAACUUGCUGAGAGAGUCCUGCACCCUUGUCUGGGUGCUAAACAGUGUUGGCCAGAUGCUUUGUCAGAUUCCUUUUUCUCCACAAACUUGCUUUAAAAAAAAAGUUCAGUGUGGUGGAACCCUGUCAACUAUGGAGGGUUAGUUCACAUGAAAAUGUCUAUGGUUACCUGUCAGUAUUGCCUGCUUAGAAUCAGUAAAAUAAUAUUGAAGACAUGCUAUUGCAUGCAUGGUGUUUGUGUCCAUUCUUUCAUAUGAAGAGACAUUUUGAUGAUAGUGCUAGGAACACAAAAUAUAUGAAAAAACCUCAACUGGAGAAGAAGGGUUUGUCUGUGCAGGAAACCAUUUUCUGGGUUAGGAUCGAGGUUAGGAAAUACUGCUUAGAAAAAUGUUGAAGUUCCUUUGAGUUUUCAGAUUCUCAUCACCCACUAAUCACUCAAAUUAUUAAAACACUAUCAGACUUCGGUUGAAUUUGUAGCAUAUUAGGAGAUUCUGCAGCUUUGAAAAUUGUUUCUUUUUUCC
This is a messenger RNA of Chroicocephalus ridibundus (black-headed gull), 4374 nucleotides long. RefSeq names its product galanin receptor 1 (gene GALR1). Gene Ontology annotation, biological process: positive regulation of cytosolic calcium ion concentration; G protein-coupled receptor signaling pathway; negative regulation of adenylate cyclase activity. Bases 798 to 1883 code for a protein of 361 amino acids. The record is from RefSeq and is a predicted model, not a curated record. Gene Ontology annotation, molecular function: galanin receptor activity. Gene Ontology annotation, cellular component: plasma membrane. NCBI's taxonomy places the organism in Eukaryota, Metazoa, Chordata, Aves, Charadriiformes, Laridae. The transcript has 3 exons.